AUGUCGACCUCAGCAUCCGCUGCUCCAAGUCCGAAAGGGGUCCAUUACAAUACCUCUCUCACAGCCGCUUUACUCCGAGGUGCUUGGGCAGAAUCAAAUCCGGGUCAUGCACCCAACAAGACUGAGCUGAGCUGGGGUGAACUAGUAAGAAAGUGGGGGAAACAUACCGGUGGUAAUACCUCUUUGAUACAUCUUCUUCGCGAUAUAUCACUACUAUACCUCUCCUCAACCUCUCACUCUACCACCUCAUCCUCGGGCUAUCUCACAGUGUCCUCCACACAAGCCGGUUCAUCCGUAAUUAACGAAGCGCCAGGAUCAAGUAAUUCAUCCAAUGAUUCGGCCGGUACAGCCAAUACAGGAUCUCACUCAUCUUUCGUACAUAUCCCACACCCACACUUACGACAUCGUAAGAAAGCUUCGCUGGAUAUUCCAGAUGCCUCUUCUUCGUCGAUCACAGGAAGUGGAACAAGUACGAUACGUCCAUCGGAUGUUGGAACUUCGUCUAAAGCGAGCUAUCUCAGUUCGGGUGAUUUAGAUGGUGAUGAGACGGAUGAUACAAGAGGGUGGGCGGAAGGGAACUUGUGGUGGAAUGGGGUCAGUCCUGAGGGUGUAGAGGAAGUCAAAGAGGGCACAAAGAGCUUGGAAGGUUUGAUAACAAGCGGGAAAUUGUCCAGCGCUGAGACUACCUCUGCAAAAUUCAUCUUGGCAUAUCAUCUGCAUGCUCUUGGGUCUCACGAGGAUGUACUGAAGAUAUAUGAAGGUAUAGAUUGGAGUAGUGAAAAUCGAUUUGGAGCGGUACAAGGUGAUUCUGCUGUCUUGGAGAGGAUACGCGCAAGAUGUCUACAAGGACUGUCCUAUGAAUUAGCACAGAAUCCAGAUUAUCAGAAAUCCAUACAGUCUUACCUCCUUACAAUACCCCUGUUACAAUCCUUAUCUUCAUAUAACUUACCAACACCAACUUACCUCUCCAACCAAACAUCACCCAAAGCGACUUUUGAUCCCCAGCGCGAAGUAUAUCGCUGGAUAUCUACGGCCUUAACACGUGCUGCUGUUCUCUCAGCUCGACAGCCUCAUUCAACUACUCAAGACUCUCAAAAUACUUUACGGAUCUUACGUACGUACCACGCUUUCAGCUCUUCGUGGCCUCCAAGCUUCCGCCCAAUACAAAGGCAACGAAUGCUGUCUCUUUACCUCAGAGCGUUGGAAUCCUCUUAUCCUUCUCCUCGCCAACCUCCUUCGGAAUCACCGCUCCUCUAUUCCACCAUCGUACCAUCGACUACAUCUGCUCGUGCAUUGUGGACAAAAGAGGUGAUCGAGGCCAUCCAUCAAGGACGCACAUUACUCCAAUCUACCACGUCAUUCCCGAGAGCAGGAUCGAUAAAUCGCCCUGUAACUGAAUUUAGCGAAUUGGCUGUAAGCUUAUACAGUAAAUCCGCUGAAUUGGGCAGAGAGGUCAUAUCGGUAUUAUGGUGGUCUAUGACUUUGACAUUCCAAUCUCAGACUAUUCUACGACACCUCACACAUUUAUUAGCGGAUAUAGGAGAUUCGCUGGAUGCUAAAAGGGUGUUUGAGCUGUAUGUCCAGUUGGUACUGAAGGCGAGAGAGACUCAACAACCUGAAGUGUCCUUGCAACUCAAACGAAGACCUACCAAUGAAGAUGCAGCUUCGCCUGAACAGAUAAAGAAACAGUUGGAAGGUUCCAAUACGUCUGAAGAACAAAAGGGCCAGAUUGGAGCUGAAAGUGAGAUUGAUAGUGAUAAGCAAUUCAUCGAGACUCUCUUAGCUGGUGCGAGGCUCUUAGCGAGAGAUCUGGGUGAGAUCGAAGAUGCUUGGAGAUAUGUGGUCUUAGCUGGCGAUGUUCUUAAUACGACUGGGGGGAUCGAAAUUGGUGUGACGGAUGAGUUGAAAGCUAGGAUCGAAGAAGCCAAAGGUAUAGUAAGAAUGGGGUUAGCAGUGCACACCGCCGACACAAUCGAGAGACCCACGUACCAAGCUCAAGCUAUCAAUCACUUGACAGCUGCUAUCGAUCUCUUCCCUUCUUCUUCCGGCUACUAUCAUUUGGCUCAUUGUCAAUCGGAAGCUCGAUCGAUCGACGCUGCGACUCAAAGUAUACGUUCGUCACUCGAGAUGGACCCUACCAAUGUCCAAGCGUGGCAUCUGUUGGCGUUAUUAUUGACCGCUAGGAGGGAUUGGGAAGGUGCGCUCAAGGCUUGCGAAGCUGGAAUAAGCGUGUGGGAAGCGGAUGAAGAGAUCUCAUCGAGUCAAGAGGAUUUAGUAGGUGAGAAUGAAGUUGAAUCGAGGGAUUUCGCGGUACAACCUCCUACACCGACCAACCCUUCUUCCACUACUGGCCAUGGGAACGGUACAGCGGCAAGCUCACUUAUCAAUGAAGAUGGGUCUUUCCCUCAUUUAUCCAUUUCUCCACCUAAAGUGACACCAUUGAGUAAAUCAGCAAGGUUAGAACAUGUUAUCAGACUUCGAAUGACCCUGAAUGUGAUCAUAGAGAAAAUCCAAGGACCAGAAUUAGCGAUGUUGAAACAGCAGGAAUUGUUCGCUUUCUUCUCUGCUAGAUCGGGGAAGAACAGAAAGAAACUAGGAUAUUCGACUGGAUUUGGGAAAUCGAAUGGGAUGAAAUCUGUGGCUAGCUCUAGUAGUCUGACCGCUCUGCCAGGUACGGAAGGUGAGAAAGUGGAGGAUUUGGGUGGGAGCUUUGUCAGUGUGGGAGUGAAUGAUGGUGGUGUUGUCUCUGUUCAACCUCCAACACCCAUGACUGAGAAACCUCAGCCAAACGCUAUUUCCCUUGCUCCGCCAAUUUCUGAGAAACCACCAAUAACGGUUCAAUCACCCUCACCAUCCCCUUCACCCACUCCCACUCCUCAACUUAGUAAUGCCGGUGCGCUAGUCAUCCCUGAAGGGGAAGACGGAAAGUCCCGAAGGAGAAGUCUUUCUGUUCGAUCAAAGAAACAUCUACAUGUACCUGGUCAAGGACAAGCUCAAGUACAGGGUACAACUCAGCCAAUUUCCGCACCUGUGUCUAGACCAAGUAGUAUAAGGAGAUUAUCAUCCACUUCACCCACGAUUCAACAGCAGGGUGUCAGGGAGAGAUCGGCUUCGGCAGCUCAGUCAUUAGCACCUACUGCUAUUCAUUCUCAUUUUAGGAACUAUGCUCCAUCCUCUCGAACGAUCUUACCUCCUCCUCCACCUAUCCAACAGCCCACUAUGGAAGAACAUGGACGUACGCCCGCUGAAUCUAGGAUACUGUCGAAUCUGUGGUUGAUGUCUGCAGCGACGUUCAGACGAUGGGGUAAACUCGAGCAGUGUCUGGUGGCUAUCGAAGAAGCUGAGGUUUUAGAUCCUGAGAAUCCAGAUGUUUGGGUUCAGUUGGGAAUGUAUCAUCAAGUGAUCAAUAAACAGAAUCCUUCCAGUUCUACGACCACCAACGAUAACGAAGGAGAAGGUGAAAGUAAACCAACGGAUAAUCAAGCUGAAUCGUCAUUCGUUAAAUCCCUCUUGAUCAGACCAGAUCAUUCAUCAGCCAUCAUAGGUUUAUCCAAAAUAUACCUCGAAUCACAUCAAGUGGAUUUGGCUGAAAUACUGUUGAAUUCCCUAACGCAGGAAAAAGGUUGGGAUUUGGUACAGGCUUGGUACCUCCUUGGGAAAGUCUGUGAAUCCCAGGGAAGGAAUACGAGAGCAAGGGAAUGUUGGGAAUUCGCCUUGGGGUUGGAGAGGAGUGGACCUGUUAGGGAAUGGAAUCAGGUUGGAAGGUGGUUAUAA
Molecule: messenger RNA, 3774 nt
Organism: Kwoniella botswanensis
Lineage: Eukaryota; Fungi; Basidiomycota; Tremellomycetes; Tremellales; Cryptococcaceae
Exons: 5
Coding region: 1-3774 (1257 amino acids)
Molecular function (GO): protein binding
Source: RefSeq, a predicted model, not a curated record